AACAUCACAAAUGAUACUUUUUAUUUGUGGUAGUGGCAUGCACUGUUGUGCUGAUAUAACCACAUGAAAACAGAAAGGCCUGUAUAACUUAGCACUGCUGCUGGGCCAUGUGAAGUGACAGGUUUACAUGCAUUAAAUCAGGUUAUACAAAGUGCGUAGUUCUGCUGCUUUACUUUGGGUGUCGUCCUUACAAGUUAGAUUUCUUGCCUUUGGUAAUCUGAAUAGCACGAUGCUGGUGAUUUCACAUGAAGGUGAAUCACCUAGUUUGGCUUCAAGUUCAGUAAGAAUCCUGCUUCGGGUCUAGCUGCUUCUGCUAAAAUGCUGAGUUAAUAGAAAAGAAAACCCAGAAACCUGCCUGCAGAAGACAGACUUCUGAAUAAAACUGUAUAGUUAACUCCUCUUUGAUGGUUUUGUGCUGUUCCAUGGCAAGUUUGUUUUUCUGCUUUUAAGUUUUACCUCCUUCUCCCACAGAGGGAAAAGACACCUGGUGAAGACUGGCCUUUAAAUUACAUUAUCUCAGCUUGCUUGUUGUUAUGCAUAAAUAUGUUUAUUUAGGAAGUUACUAAAGCUAGCUUACAGCAUUUUCAGUCUAAGUAUAGUAUAGCACUACAUAAACUAUAUAAUGCUGUAUAAAUUGUAGUGUCUGGAUGGACCAUGUGAGCUGAGCACAAACACUCAUUUGUCUGAAGGUGUUACAUUGGAAACUCCUGGUCCAGAGACUGUGCAGUUUUAUUGUUGGGAUUGAUGUACAACCUUAUGCACAGCAGUUGCACUGUUGCUUUCACUAGAAGGGGGUCCUUCGCUGCCACAGCAGGGUCAUGUAGCCUCCAGCAGGGCUGCUGCUAGAAUUCACAAACAGCAUAUGCUGAUUGGGCAGUUUCUUAACGUGCGAGAAGUUUUCCCUGCUGUUUUGUAUUUUUUUCUGUGCUCUCUGACUAUUGAUAGUAAGUUUUUAUUGUAGAUUAUUUUCCUACUGCUAAAUUGACCACUUUGUCCCUUAGCUCUCUCACCUUGUCUUAUAAAAACCACUCACAGCUCUUAAUCACAAAAGAUGACUUAAUCUCUUAAUCUUACUUGAUUCUUAGUACUUGCAUUCGUGACUUCACCACAGAGAAAAAUAUGCACAAGAAAACUUAUUGAGGGAGCAAUACUUACUGAUUAUUCAUUAUGACAUGGCACACUCAAAUCUUUUAAUGACAGUCUCAUGUGGUUGGAGUUACGCUGCUAUGGACAACAGUGCUGAUGUUUCUUCUUGGAGUGCUACUUUUCCUUCCUCCUUCCUCUUGCAACAGCAAAAAGUUCAAAGGCCCUGCUGAAACUGAGAUAGACAAUACCCACUGCUUUUCCCUCAUCCAUCCAGGCAGUUGUUUCAUCAUAGAAGGCUACCAGGUUGGUCAAACAUGACUUACCUUUAGCAAAUCCAUGCUGACUACUCCUUGUUGUGCAUGUGGAUAGAGAUGGCCUCCAGAAUGAGGUGCUCCAUUGCCUUUGCAGUGAUUUAGGUGAGGCUGACUGGCCAGUAGUUCCCUGGUUCUCCUUGACCAUCUUGGAAGACCAGGGUGACAUUUGUUUUCUUCCAGUCCUCAGGCGCCUCUCCUCAUCUCCACAACCUUUCAAAGAUAAUCAUGAGUGGUUUAGCCAUGGUGUCUGCCAGCUUCCUUGGCACUCAUGGAUGCAUCCCUCAGGGCCCAUGGCUUUGUGGGUGUCAAGCUUGCCUGGGUGUUCUCCAGCCCAAUCCUCCUUGGCCAAGGGAACUCUUCCCUUCUGACAUUCCUUAACCCUGGUUAUAGAUUCCUGAGGGCAGCUCUUGGCAGUGAAGGCCCUUGCAAAGAAGGCGUUCAGUAUUUCUGCCUCAUCUCUCCUCUGUUGCCAGGGUCCCUGUCAAUUCAGUCAGAGGCCUACAUUAGCCUUAGUUUUCCUAUGGUCACUCAUGUGUUUGAAGAAGCCCUAUCCUUACUGUUUCAAUCUAGGCUGAUUGUAAAAGAUGUAAGCUUUCAUUUUGCAUAGGGAAACCAUUCCACCAAGAAUAGCGUGUCAGUUUUGACCGUCCACAGCAUAUUGUGAUAGCAAAAUGAUCUUAUAAUUUGUAUCUUUGUAUUUUACAAGUAAGAUUUCUACAUCUUACACUUCUGGGGCCUGAACAGUUAACUAACGUUCUGUACUUUGUAGAUUUACACACAACACCACUUUUGUUGUGGUGUUCUACAAAUCAGUUGCACUAAAAACAUUCUCCAAUUCUCUAUGUUCUAUUCUCUGUAUUGUCUUGGCUUGAAGAGCAAUUUAAUUUGAAAGACAUGAAUAAUGUUGAUGGUUUUUUUCCCCUUAGUGUUUUUAAAAGACUUGUUAAGGCUUCCAAUUUCUUUUGAAUCUCUAUCUAAACUAUCAGCUUGGUAAAUUCUCAGGAUUUUUUUUUUAAUAUUUGGAAUUAAAUACGUGUUGAACUUUUUGUUGUAAUUACUUAGCUUUCAGUUUCUGUAAUAUAAUGGUGGGACUUGGAUUCAUUUUGCAUAGCUCUGAAAAAGACAAGACAAAUUUCUGAUGUUGUGAAUGGAGGAAGGCUUUCCACUCUUGCACUCAUGGGAAAAAGAAAUAGCUCACACCAGUUUUAUUCUUCUGCAUUGCUUCUGCAGGUCUAUUAAAUGUCUUUAAGCAAUUUUCCAAAUUGCUUCUAUUGAAUGACAGCCCUGUUCUCUGGUGGAAGGUUGAAGACUGACAAAGCUUUGCGUUUAAGUAUUAUUGGAGAAAAACUGCAAUGGUUUCAAAGUCACCUUGAUCCCAAUAAAAUUGAGUACACAAAGAAGGAAGCUGGUGAACUAAUUGAAAAUUAUAUGUGUCGAUUCAAUGCUGAAUUGGAGCAGAUUGAAUUACAAAACAGUAUUAAAGGCAGACAAGGAAGACAGCAUGGUUCACGGGAAACUGUCAUCAAGCAGACAAUAGAACGUGAAAGACAGCUCUAUGAGGGCUAUGGAAUAGAAAUCCCAGACAUUAUGAACAGAAAGCAUCUUAAAUUUUUCAGAGAAUGGGAUGGUGAUCUGAGGAAACUGCCAAACAUCAAAAUGAAAAAGCUCUCUGCUAGGGAUGCUGCCUGCAGUCACCCUGAGGUGACAGAUGCAGAAGCAAAAGAAGACUUGAAUGAAGAAGAAGAGGUGGACUCUGAUGAACACCAGCUGAUCCAAGAGCUGAAAUAGUGAAGGGAAUUGUAAGAAAUCUAUUUUAAUUUUCACUGCAAACAAAAAUAAAAUUUAACUAUAUUUCUAAAGGC
Messenger RNA from Motacilla alba alba, 3262 nucleotides. It is a transcript of the gene TMA16, whose product is annotated as translation machinery associated 16 homolog. The record is from RefSeq and is a predicted model, not a curated record. The coding region runs from base 2676 to 3188 and encodes 170 amino acids. The transcript has 6 exons. Lineage: Eukaryota; Metazoa; Chordata; Aves; Passeriformes; Motacillidae. Gene Ontology annotation, cellular component: nucleus.